AUGUCUAAUGGUAUUGAUCGUUUGUCUAUCACACAAUCUUUAAUAGAAAAGUAUUAUGAAAAUCUGGAAAUAGAAAAAAAAAUACCCAAGAAAAAACACAAGAAGCUUUUUUCAUUGGGUCUUUUCAAGUUUAAAAAAAACAAUCCAGAUGCCAAUAAACCUGCCGAUAAACCUGCCGAUAAACCUGAUAAGAAAUUGUAUUCUUAUAUCAUAUCAACCGUUAUCUAUGCAUUUCAACGAAUAUUGAUGGUUUAUUUUUUCAUUUUCAAUUUGAUAGAUGGUAAUCAAAUAAUUCAAACGUUCCAGGAAAAUAGGAAAUUAAGGAAAAAAAUUAAAUCUAAAUUGAUUGAUAAAAAAAAUGCAAAUUCUUUCAAUCAUUGGAAAUCAAUCUCCUUAGAAUUAGACGAUUUACAAAAUAAUUCAAAUUGGAAAUCCGUUAAAAAAUCUCCUCUAUACGAUUAUCAAUUGAUUGAAUCCAUCUAUUUACAAAUGAGAAAUUUAAGACUCACGGGGAAAUAUGAUGAAUUGUUAUAUUUGAUUAGACUUAAUUGGACAAGAAAUUUAGGUAACUUGGGUGAUGUCAAUUUGUAUAGAAAUUGUCAUUUAGGUACCAAAGAUUUGAUAGAAAAGUAUAUUGAAGAAUCGAAUCUUUCAUUAGAGGCUUUGGUUAAUCAUUCUCAUAUCAAUGACUACUAUUUAUUAUCGAUAUUACAACAAACAAGGAAAAAUAUCGGCAGAACUGCAUUAUUAUUAAGUGGAGGUGGCACUUAUGGGUUAUUCCAUAUCGGUGUCUUGACAACUUUUUUCGAAUUGGAUCUUUUACCAAGAGUCAUUUGUGGUUCCAGUGCAGGUGCCAUUGUAGCAAGUAUUAUUUGUACAAGAAAUUUGAAUGAAUUACCUCACUUAAUGGAAGACAUAUUAUCCAAGGAUUUUAACCUUUUCAAUGAUGAUUCUGACAAGACAAAAAGUGAAAAUUUAUUAAUUAAAAUUGCAAGGUUUUUCAAAAAUGGGACUUGGUUCAAUAAUAAACCAUUAAUCAAUACGAUGAUUGAAUUUUUGGGUGAUUUAACUUUUAGAGAAGCUUAUAAUAGAACAGGUAGAAUAUUAAACAUCACAGUAUCCCCAGCAUCUAUCUUUGAACAACCAAGAUUAUUAAAUAAUUUGACUUCUCCCAAUGUUUUAAUUUGGUCUGCAGUCUGUGCAUCAUGUGCUUUACCCACUAUUUUCCCACCAAGUCCCCUUUAUGAAAAGGAUCCAAUUACCAAUGAAACUAAGAUCUGGGAUGGUGGUACUGCAUUUUCUGCUAAAUUUGUAGAUGGCUCCAUGGAAAAUGAUUUACCAAUUUCCAGACUAUCAGAAAUGUUUAAUAUCGAUCAUAUCAUUGCAUGUCAGGUUAAUAUCCACGUUUAUCCGUUUUUAAAAUUAUCUUUAUCAUGUGUUGGUGGUAAUGUUGAAGAUGAAUUUAGUGCAAGAUUAAAGUCUAAUUUAUCAAAAAUUUGUGAUUUUAUGUCUAGAGAAAUUGUUCAUUAUUUUGAUAUAAUCUAUGAACUUGGAUUUUGUAAAAAUUUACUAAUCAAAUUAAGAUCCAUCCUAUCACAACAGUAUUCAGGAGAUAUAACCAUUUUACCAGAUCUAAGAUCACCGCUUAACAUGACACAGUUAUUAGCAAAUCCAACUAAUGAAAUUCUUUUAAGAGAAGUUACAAAUGGUGCAAGAGCCACUUGGCCCAAAGUUUCAAUUAUUAAAAAUCAUUGUUCACAAGAGUUUGCUCUUGACAAGGCAAUAGCUUUCUUAAAGGGGAAAAUUAUUGUGUCCUCUUCAAUAAAUUCAAAUCCAAUUGUAAAAUUCUCAGAAUUCAAUUUAUUAAAUACAAACACAAAUACAAAUAAUAAUACUACCGCCAACACUAGCAAUAAAGUUCAAUUUAAUUAUAAUUGGAAUUCAAAUUAUUUUUCAAAAGUGAAUUCUCAUGUAGACCCUAAUGAUGAUGAUGAAACAAUUAAAGAGAAAGAAACAACUCCUGCUGUAUUACGAGAUGAUUUAAUAAAUGAAGAUUCUUCAAUCUCAAUAUCUCUAUUAAAACAUCACGAGUGUAAGAGAUCAACUAGUGUUAAUGCAAAUUGUUAUCCAAAUACAAACUUCACAGCUUUAGCAAGUCAUUUCUUGAUGAAAAACGAUAUUUAUAAAAAUCGUCGUAAAUCUGAAUAUUCAGCCCGGUCAAAUUUGGACAAUGAAAAUUCUAAUAUUAAUAAUAAUGACAAUAAUUUUGAAAAUAUUCCAAACGUCAAUACAAAUCAAAAUUUUAACAUUAAUAUCAUUAUAAAUAAUAAUCAUCAUCAUAAUCAUAAACACAAUCAUAACAGUAAUAACCCUAUUAAUUCAACAAUACCUACGAACAAUAGAAAAUCUCAUUUCUCAUUACAAAAUUCUUCGUCUUCAACUUCAAGUAUUUCUUCAAAUUCCUUAGAGACGAAUCAAACUGUUCAAACUUAUCCGCAAUUAAAUGACAUACACACCCACCCACGUGUAAAACAGCCGUCAUUUCAUAUCAUAAGUAAUACAAUAGAAUACAAUCAGUUAGCUUCAUUAUCUUCUUCUUCUUCUUCUUCUACUACACCUAUCAUUCAUCCAUCAUCUUAUAAGCCAAACAAUUUAUUUCCUCAUUCUCACUUGAAAAAGCAUAACCAUCACGGGAAACACUCACAUCCUCACAAUAAAGUUAUCGCUCCAUCGUAUCAUAUUUCAAAUUCGUUUAGUCAUUAUUUUCCAAAUAACGAUAGUAACAUUAAUAAUAUCCGUAACUUUGAUAAGAAUAUAAGGAAUAAUGUCUUUUCAAAUAUAUCCAAUAUUAGGAGAAGGAAAAGUGCUUCUCAUUUAAACCAAAAUACUACAACGUUAGAACCAAAAUCAUUUGUUACUCGCCACAUAAACUCUACAACUUCAUCACCAAAUUCAAAGAGUCAUUACCUUAAUUCAAUUUCAAAGAUAUCACCAACAAAAAAUCGUUCUAUUAUUCCAAAUGAUAUUUCAAAUAUAAAUUCUGACCUAGAUACAAAUAACAAAGAAUUUGAAAUAGACAACUCCUUGGCAUCAAUAUUAAAACCUUCCUUGCCGCCAGAUUUCGUGAAAUAUGAGUCAAGUCCUUCACCAACCUCGAUGACCCCUGAAGAUAAAAAAGUUUCUUCCAUAGACCAAGAAAACUCAAUCACAACGAUUCUAAUGCAUAAAAAUAUUACUUAUUCAUCUUAUAAUAAAAAAAGUUUUUCCUUACAGACACUGAUAAUGAAGAUUCAUCUGCAAUCACAACUACAACAGAUACAGCUACUACAACUCCUGAAUUUAUUACUACAGAUAAUUGCAACGAUAAUACUGUUAAACCAUCAGGGGAUCUUUCCUUAA
Henningerozyma blattae CBS 6284 is the source of this 3399-nucleotide messenger RNA. RefSeq lists its product as uncharacterized. The coding region runs from base 1 to 3399 and encodes 1132 amino acids. NCBI's taxonomy places the organism in Eukaryota, Fungi, Ascomycota, Saccharomycetes, Saccharomycetales, Saccharomycetaceae. Gene Ontology annotation, biological process: lipid metabolic process. Gene Ontology annotation, molecular function: triacylglycerol lipase activity. The record is from RefSeq and is a predicted model, not a curated record. The transcript has a single exon.